Humulus lupulus (European hop) is the source of this 417-nucleotide messenger RNA. Its product is annotated as secreted RxLR effector protein 161-like. The record is from RefSeq and is a predicted model, not a curated record. NCBI's taxonomy places the organism in Eukaryota, Viridiplantae, Streptophyta, Magnoliopsida, Rosales, Cannabaceae. The coding region runs from base 1 to 417 and encodes 138 amino acids. The transcript has a single exon.
AUGGAUCUAUGUAAACUGGGUUCUGUCCUUAUUCUGAAAAAGGAAAAAUUUAGUAAGCAACAAUGUCCUAAGAACAACUUAGAGAGAGAAGAAUUGUCAAACAUCCCCUUUGCAAGUGUGCUAGGGAGUUUGAUGUAUUCACAAAUUUGCACUAGACCUGAUAUUGCUUUUGUGGUAAAUGUUCUUGGCCGAUAUUUGUCUGAUCCUGGGCAUGAUCAUUGGGUUGUUGCAAAGAAAGUUUUGAGAUAUUUACAAAGAACCAAGAAUUUUAUGCUUGUUUAUAAGCAAUUUGGGAAUCUCCGAGUUAUUGGUUAUUCAGAUUCUGAUUUUGGUGGUUUUGUGGAUGAUUUAAAGUCAACUUCUAGAUAUAUUUUCACUUUGGCUAGCACAGCUAUUUCUUGGAAAAGUGUAAGAUAA